UGCAAUUAUUCUUCCAUAAUUUUUUCUUACCACCAAGAAUCUUCUCUCUUCCUCUGCUCUCCUCUGGAAGACAACGACAGCGUAGCUCCGGUGCGGAAUCUCUUCAUAAGAACCAUUGAUCCGCAAGGAGAGUUUACAGAGACCGCGAUCGAGCGCGCCGUGGACAAUGGAAGUGGUAAACAAGUACGUCUCCCUCAAGCACCACGUCAACGGCUACCCGUCGGAAUCCGACUUCGAGCUCGCCACCACGCCGCUGCAGCCCGCCCCCGGAUCCGGCGAAGUCAUCGUCAAGAACCUUUACCUCUCCAUCGACCCCUACCAGCUCAACCGCAUGAAGCGCUACAGUUCGUCUCACACGACCUGCCCCGCCGCCGCCCAAAUCGAGCCCGGGCAGAGGAUCAAUGCGAACGGGGUGGGGAGGGUUGUGUCCUCGGGGAGGGCGGAGCUGGAGGAGGGUGAUGUGGUGGCCGGAAUGCUGGGGUGGGAGCAAUACACGGUGGUCCGGCCGGGGACCGUCUUGAUGAAGGUGGACGCGAAGGAUCUCCCUCUUUCGUGCUACGCCAGCGUUUUGGGAACGAGUGGGUUGACAGCGUUCGCCGGUUUCUACGACGUUUGCAAGCCCAAGAAGGGGGAGAAGGUCUUCGUCUCGGCGGCGUCGGGUUCAGUCGGGAGCUUGGUCGGCCAGUACGCCAAACUCUCAGGCUGUUAUGUCGUCGGAUGCGCCGGGAGCAAGCAAAAGGUGGAUCUGCUAAAAGGCAAGCUAGGAUUCGACGACGCGUUCAACUACAAGGAAGAAGCCGAUCUCAAGUCUGCUCUGAGAAGGUACUUCCCCGAAGGAAUCGACAUCUACUUCGACAACGUCGGCGCCGCCAUGUUGGAGGCAGCAGUGGCCAACAUGAACUCGUUCGGCAGGGUGGCAAUGUGCGGGGCGAUAUCGGAGUACACGAACGCCGGCGAGAGAGCGGCGCCGGACCUGAUUGAUAUAAUCUACAAGCGCAUCACGCUGCGUGGGUUCUUGGUCUUGGACCACCUCCACUUGCAUGAACAGUUCUCGGCCGCCACCUCGGACCACCUUCGCCGUGGCAGAAUGAUUUCGCUAGAAGACGUAUCCGUCGGCAUCGAGAGCGUGCCGACGGCAUUUGUGGGGCUCUUCAGAGGUGAUAACGUAGGGAAGAAGCUCGUACGGGUGGGUGAAUUAGAAGGCUGAGCAUCAACUACUGAAAAUCCAUGUGUGUGUUGUUUUAAUUUCAAUUAAAUAUAUAAUAAUACUUUCGAUGGAACGUCAUUCAAUUUC
Messenger RNA from Zingiber officinale, 1294 nucleotides. Its product is annotated as 2-alkenal reductase (NADP(+)-dependent)-like. The transcript is spliced from 4 exons. The coding region runs from base 167 to 1207 and encodes 346 amino acids. The record is from RefSeq and is a predicted model, not a curated record. Gene Ontology annotation, molecular function: oxidoreductase activity, acting on the CH-CH group of donors, NAD or NADP as acceptor. Lineage: Eukaryota; Viridiplantae; Streptophyta; Magnoliopsida; Zingiberales; Zingiberaceae.